Molecule: messenger RNA, 2972 nt
Organism: Columba livia (rock pigeon)
Lineage: Eukaryota; Metazoa; Chordata; Aves; Columbiformes; Columbidae
Gene: DCSTAMP
Product: dendrocyte expressed seven transmembrane protein
Exons: 4
Coding region: 246-1676 (476 amino acids)
Cellular component (GO): cell surface; endoplasmic reticulum membrane
Source: RefSeq, a predicted model, not a curated record
UUUGGUUUUGUGUAUAUGUUACUUCCUCAUGAGUCUUUGUUGAAAACAGAAACAUUUCAAAAUUGUAGCGUGCCUGACUCAUUGAGGGAGGGUAUGGGAAACACAUUACUCAUGUGAAUUUUUUUACUAGUGCCCAUCUUGAUUCCUCAUAAAAAUCAAGAGACUCACCGCACCGUGAAGAUCCUUCAUGAGCUUUACAGGAGGGCCUUUUGAGCUUUCGCAGUGUCAGCAGCACUCAGAAGAAAAUGCAAACAUUUGUCUCAGUAGCCCAGAAUGUUUGGGAAAUUUUUAUAUCCGAAAGGAAGCCUGGCUGGAAGAAUUGGAUGCAGCUUUUUGCAGUUUGCUCUGCAGUUGCCUUCCUCUCAAGCUUUCUCUUAUUCCUUGGCAUGCACUUCUCACUGGUACACCAUCCCUUGGGUCCCUUACUGAUUUCUGGAUUCAUCUGGAUCUCACUUUCUAUUGCGCUCUCCUGUUUCAAGCAUCUGCGCUGUUUUUCUGUCCUGUUCCUUCUUUCUUGUGGACUUCAAAAUGGCAGGAAUGCUCUUAUUACAGCUGGCACAGGUGUCAUUGUGGCCGGACACAUCCAAAAUAUUUUUCACAACCUAAAGGUUCUGGCAGACAGUAUAACCUGUCAUUUAGAGUUUGAGCAAUUUGCCUUGAUAAAAUAUUAUGUUGAGGCAGUAAAAUGGAUUUAUGAGAUGGUCAAGGUUUCCACUGAGCUAUCUAAACAUGUUGUGUUCCUAAGACAUGAAUUCACACCAUCUUAUUCCAUUUCAGAUGAUGCGUUAAAACAAGAGCUAAAUGACACAAAGCAAGAGAUCCAGAGAGUUGCUAACCAAAUCUCUUUUAUGCUGACUAUAUUGCCCUAUAUAGGGCAGAAAGUACUGCCUAUUGUGGGGAUUUUUCUAGCUUCUUUUGGAACUGGCCUCUUUAUGAAAAAAUUUAUGGGAUCCCACAGUAACAAAUUUAAGAACACUUAUAUCACAAAACAGUUCAUCGCAUUUGAUGAGCACCAAAAGCAACAGCAAAAACCCUGUCUUCUGCCACUUAACAGAAAAGAAAGAAAAUAUUAUGUGACAAUCCCAUCUUUCUGCCUCACAAAGAAGGACAGAAAAAACAUGCAGUAUUUUUUUCUCCCUGUAUUUAUUAAUCUUUUCAUCUGGCUUCUGUUUGCUGCAGUAGAUUAUUUGUUUUAUUGGUUAAUUAUUUCUGUGAAUAAACAUCUCCAAGAAGUACCAGAUCCAGAGAUUCAACUCAGCCUCGUUCAGCAAAAGAAUGAGAAGAGCUUUAUCAUUGAUAGGAGAGAGCAUAUUGCAAAGACUGAUGUUUUCAAGAUCUCUUUGUUUAAGCAUGACUGCAUCCCUCAGCCAGAGCUCACUCUCUCCACAACAUGGAUCCAGCUUGGAGUCAUCAUCUUCUUCUUAAUCAUUUUUGGGUUAUUCUCUGGCCUCCUGACCCAACUUAAGAUACUUGUGUCAACUUCAUUUUAUCCUGACACUGAGAUGAAACGGAUAAGUUACUUGCAUGCAAAAUUACUCAAGAAAAGAGCAAAGCUACAAGCAAAAACUGUGAAGAACACAUUUGCUAGAACGGUCAGCUUUUGGUUUCCAAUACUCAAGGCAAGAGAGGCAGUGAGGAAGAAAGAAAGGAGCGUGGCAAAUGACAACAUGGUGUGACAGAGACUAAAUGAAUCUUUGGAUAAAGCUGAGGUGCUCUUUCUCCACAGGGACCUGUGUUUUGCACUCAUCUUUCCUAUGGAAUUCCAAUUUUAAAAUGAAAAAAAAUAGGAUCAAAGGCUGAUGAUCAGUAUUUCAGAAAAGUGCGGAAAAGAAGCCAUGGGAGAUACUAUGCUAUCCACCACAGAGAACUCCGGGUUGCAUUAAUACUUGUUUUUCAACUUGGGGCGUGCAUCAUCUGGUGUGUUAGAAAUCUGUGUAAGAGCAAUCAAACAGCUUGGAUCUUUUAGGACUGUAGCACAAACCUCUUUGGGCUGAGCUAACAGAGGACAUCAUGGCAGGAUCAGGUUUGUCUUCUUCACAUUUGCCAGACACAUAAGAUAGAAGACACAGCAGAAGCUGUCCAUUGGCUUCUGGAUUGUCCAAGAACCUAAUUAGAGGGCUUAGAGGUUUCUAGAUAUUUUUCAACCUUCAGCUGCCCCAAACACUUCAACCUGGUUCUUUCUCAUCCCUAGAUUCAUAUACUUCCUUCUGCCUCUGUAGCCAUCUCUUCUGCAGGGUCAGUGCUCUAUCUCCCCUGUCAAUCUUCUAGCCCAGCCAAAUUCUCCCUCCCACCAUGGCUCUGCAACUUACUUUUGCUGAUUUGUCUUUCAGAAGUUUCUAACCCUGGAAUUCCUUACUUGGUCUUAGUCUCCCACUGUCACAUGUCCAUAGACUGUACAGAUGGUGCAGAUUAUCCCAUGUCUUUGACGUUCGUGAGAGAGGUAAUGUAGCACAUGCAAAAGUAAGAAUGCUCACAAGAGCUAGAAUAGAGAGGAAUCAGGUGUUCUAGGUGCAAACACAGUAAAUUGGUUUUGAGGUGGAGAGACACAAGAGCAGUGGUGAACAGUGCUUCAAAUCUUGCAGUCCAAGGGAGCUUGCAGGAGUGGCAAAAAUGGGCUUAAUUAUGUUGCUGGAGCUACCACUGACUUCAAUGAAACAAAGCUGAGCCAUUACUAAGUGCUUCACCUAUACAACUAACAGGGUUGAUGUGACCUUCAUAUGACACAAGAAAAAAUGCUAAGAGCGGAGUGACAUAGGAGUGGCUUGACUGGCGUGGCAAUAGUGUAGAGCUAAAAAUCACCCAACAGGCAGUAUAUUCUUGAUUUUCAGCCACAGCCAACUUCUUUCUUUAGGUUGUAUAAUAAUAGUGAACUCGACUCUGUUCCUCAAUCACAUGUGCAUGGUCUCAGGAGAGCCAUUGAUCAAUGUCUCUGUUAUGUGAAUGAAUAAAGACUUAUUUAAAACCUUCCAUUA